Athalia rosae (coleseed sawfly) is the source of this 818-nucleotide messenger RNA. RefSeq lists its product as uncharacterized. The record is from RefSeq and is a predicted model, not a curated record. Gene Ontology annotation, molecular function: FAD binding; blue light photoreceptor activity. Lineage: Eukaryota; Metazoa; Arthropoda; Insecta; Hymenoptera; Athaliidae. The transcript is spliced from 2 exons. Bases 50 to 817 code for a protein of 255 amino acids.
AUUACUGUUCCAAAUUGAUCAAACAACAACUCGACAACAGCAAACAACAAUGGAAGCGCCUCAGAGAAAGUCGAUGUUAAAUUUCGUGGAGGGAAAUCGGGUUUCGGACAUUUGCAGAUUGGUUUACUGUGCGAAAAUGAAAAGCCAGUUUAGUGAGAAUGUUUUGAAGUCAUUGAAUACAUCGACGAAAGAGUACAAUAUUUCUUCAGAUUUCAUUACGGGUUUACUUCUGGUCUACCCAAAUUGUAUGGUGCAUUUAAUCGAAGCACCAGAAGAGGAAAUUUUCCAACUUUGUCGACACCUAUUUAUAACAUGUUCACAUUUGAUUGGACAAACUAAAUGUUUUCCUAUACAAGUUGAAGUUGUGGGAAGAUUUUUUGACAAAUGGUACGCUAGAAAGGCUUCCCAAUCUCAGGUGAAUUGGGCAGAAGUUCCAGAAGGAGAAAAGGGUCGCGUUUGCCUUGAAGACCAUUUUGAAAAUGCUUCAAAAAUUUAUGAAACGACGCUAAUCAACUUAUACAAAUUUUACAAAGAGCUCAGACUUCUCAGCAAUAAAAAUCAUACGAUGAUGGUCGAGCAACUUGAGGCUCUCAACGAGGAUGGACAUCCUUUGCUUCCUGAUGGAGCAACGAUGGAUUUCAUUCUGAAUAGUUCUUGGGGUCAAAGUUUGGAAGAAAUAACUAAUCGAUUUCUAUAUCCAGUUUCUAUAGAUCCUAACACUGCUUGGCCAUUUCCGAAAGUAACCGUUCCCAGAAUUAAUUUCCAUAAAAUUGAUGAAAUCAAGGAUUCGUCGGACAAAAAUGGCGCCAAUAGUUAAU